CGGGAGCGCCUCCGAGCCCUCGCGGGGCGCCGGCUCCAUGGCGACCGGGCUCGGGGAGGAGAUCUACGGACUUUCGGAAGAUGAGGGCGAGUCACGUAUUCUCAGAGUGAAGGUUGUUUCUGGAAUUGAUCUCGCCAAAAAGGACAUCUUUGGGGCCAGUGAUCCGUAUGUGAAACUUUCAUUGUACGUAGCGGAUGAGAACAGAGAACUCGCUUUGGUACAGACAAAAACAAUUAAAAAGACGCUGAACCCAAAGUGGAAUGAAGAAUUUUAUUUUAGAGUAAACCCAUCUAAUCACAGACUCCUGUUUGAAGUAUUUGAUGAAAACAGAUUGACCCGAGACGACUUCCUGGGACAGGUGGACAUACCCCUGAAUCAUCUCCCGACCGAAGAUCCGACCAUGGAGCGACCCUAUACAUUUAAGGAUUUUCUCCUUAGACCAAGAAGUCAUAAAUCUCGAGUUAAGGGAUUUUUGCGAUUGAAAAUGGCCUAUAUGCCAAAAAAUGGAGGUCAAGAUGAAGAAAACAGUGAGCAGAGAGAGGACAUGGAGCAUGGCUGGGAGGUCGUGGACUCGAAUGACUCGGCCUCCCAGCACCAGGAGGAGCUUCCCCCGCCUCCACUGCCUCCCGGCUGGGAAGAGAAAGUGGACAAUCUGGGUCGUACCUAUUACGUCAACCACAACAACCGGACCACUCAGUGGCACCGACCAAGCUUAAUGGAUGUGGCCUCCGAGUCGGACAGCAACAUCAGGCAGAUCAACCAGGAGGCCGCGCACCGACGCUUCCGCUCGCGCAGACACAUCAGUGAGGACCUGGAGCCAGAGCCCAGCGAGGGCGGAGACGGCCCAGAGCCUUGGGAGACCAUUUCCGAGGAAGUGAACAUCACUGGAGACUCCCUCAGUCUGUCACUGCCCCCUCCGCCAUCCUCUCCAGUGUCCCGGACCAGCCCUCAGGAGCUGUCUGAGGAGCUGAGCAGAAGGCUUCAGAUCACUCCAGACUCCAAUGGGGAGCAGUUUGGUUCUUUGAUCCAAAGAGAACCGUCCUCAAGGUUGCGGUCCUGCAGCGUGACGGACACCGUUGCCGAGCAAGCUCAUCUACCACCGCCAAGUGCCCCAGCUAGGAGAGCGCGUUCAUCAACUGUCACAGGUGGUGAGGAGCCAACGCCAUCAGUGGCCUAUGCACAUACCACGCCGGGCCUACCUUCAGGCUGGGAAGAACGAAAAGAUGCUAAGGGACGCACAUACUAUGUCAAUCAUAACAAUCGAACCACAACUUGGACUCGACCUAUCAUGCAGCUCGCAGAAGAUGGUGCCUCCGGAUCCGCCACAAACAGUAACAACCACCUAAUCGAGCCUCAGAUCCGCCGGCCCCGUAGCCUCAGCUCGCCGACUGUAACCUUAUCUGCCCCACUGGAGGGUGCCAAGGAUUCACCCGUACGUCGGGCUGUGAAAGAUACCCUUUCCAAUCCACUCCCACAGCCAUCACCUUACAACUCCCCUAAACCACAACACAAAGUCACACAGAGCUUCCUGCCACGCUGGGAAAUGAGGAUAGCACCAAACGGCCGGCCCUUCUUCAUUGACCAUAACACAAAGACUACAACGUGGGAAGAUCCACGCCUGAAAUUUCCAGUUCAUAUGCGGUCAAAGGCCUCUUUAAACCCCAAUGACCUUGGCCCUCUUCCUCCUGGUUGGGAAGAAAGAAUUCACUUGGAUGGCCGAACAUUUUAUAUUGACCAUAAUAGCAAAAUUACUCAGUGGGAAGACCCAAGACUGCAGAAUCCAGCUAUUACUGGUCCGGCUGUUCCUUACUCCAGAGAAUUUAAGCAGAAAUAUGACUACUUUAGGAAGAAAUUAAAGAAACCUGCUGAUAUUCCGAAUAGGUUUGAAAUGAAACUUCACAGAAAUAACAUCUUUGAAGAGUCCUAUCGGAGAAUCAUGUCUGUGAAAAGACCAGAUGUCCUGAAAGCUAGACUGUGGAUCGAAUUUGAAUCGGAGAAAGGUCUUGACUAUGGGGGUGUGGCCAGAGAGUGGUUCUUCCUACUGUCCAAAGAGAUGUUCAACCCCUACUAUGGGCUUUUUGAGUACUCUGCGACGGACAACUACACGCUUCAGAUCAAUCCCAAUUCAGGCCUCUGUAAUGAAGACCAUUUGUCUUACUUCACUUUUAUCGGAAGAGUUGCUGGUCUGGCAGUGUUUCACGGGAAACUUUUAGAUGGUUUCUUCAUCAGACCAUUUUACAAAAUGAUGCUGGGAAAGCAGAUAACCCUGAAUGACAUGGAAUCUGUGGAUAGUGAAUAUUACAACUCUUUGAAAUGGAUCUUGGAAAAUGAUCCCACUGAACUGGACCUCAUGUUCUGUAUCGAUGAAGAAAAUUUUGGACAGACCUAUCAAGUGGAUCUGAAGCCCAAUGGGUCAGAAAUAAUGGUAACAAAUGAAAACAAAAGGGAAUAUAUUGACUUAGUCAUCCAGUGGAGGUUUGUGAACAGGGUCCAGAAGCAAAUGAACGCCUUCUUGGAGGGAUUCACAGAACUGCUUCCUAUUGAUUUGAUUAAAAUUUUUGAUGAAAAUGAGCUGGAGUUGCUGAUGUGCGGCCUUGGCGACGUGGACGUGAACGACUGGAGACAACAUUCUAUCUAUAAGAAUGGCUAUUGCCCAAACCACCCUGUCAUUCAGUGGUUCUGGAAGGCCGUGCUGCUCAUGGACGCGGAGAAGCGGAUCCGGCUACUGCAGUUUGUCACGGGGACGUCCCGAGUACCCAUGAAUGGGUUCGCCGAACUUUAUGGUUCCAAUGGUCCUCAGCUGUUUACAAUAGAGCAAUGGGGGAGUCCUGAAAAACUGCCCAGAGCUCACACGUGCUUUAAUCGCCUUGACUUACCUCCGUAUGAAACCUUCGAAGAUUUACGAGAGAAACUUCUCAUGGCCGUGGAAAACGCUCAAGGAUUCGAGGGGGUGGAUUAAGCUCCCCCCUCCUCGGGGUGGUUGUUCAUCGAGCGAGUCCUGCUUGCACUUUUGCAUUUGCCCAACACCCGACUUUGCAGAGACCGAGGCGGAAGAGCGGCCGCACACGGCGGCCUGGCUCCCGGGGCGGGGCCUCCACCCGCGACUUGCCCAGGUUCAGACGUGGGAGCCCGGUCCCAGGUCGCGUUCCUGCAUUUUCCACCACGAAUUAUCAACUGGUUGAUGUGUACACUAAUAACAUUUCAGGAGGACUUAUUCUAUUUAUGUUGUGCCUCUGUAGGCAAAGCCCUUAAUAAAUAUUUUACAUACUUUAUAAUGACAAUGAAUGGGAUUAAUCACUCUACAGGUAUAGUAUUACAACUCAUGUUUACUUUUUAAAAUGAUUUAGACCGAUUUUCAGAUUUUAUUUCAUUACAAUUAAAGAUGUCUCGUGUACUUGGAAAAGUGAGCAUAUUUUUUUUGUAUUUGAAUUUCAUACCAGGUUUAAUGUCAGUGACAUUUUUAUUUUUGAAGUACUUUGACACCCCCCCCCACUCCCUAUGUUAUUAGAAUUGAAAGACUGUUGUUGUGUUGUUUUGUUUUUUUUUUUUUUGUCCAGAUACCUACGGACAAGUACUUUGAGAGAAUUUCAAAUAUAACAUUAGACAUAAUGCUACUUUUCUCCAUACUCUGAGAGAAUGGAAAACAAACUGGAUAUUACAUUGUGUGUGUGCGUGCAAAUUUAGCGUAAUAGCUCCAGGCUGAGAGAAUUGUAACCUAGCAUGACAAAUUUGGUGUUGACUUGAAGGAAGGAACCACACCGUUAUUCCUUAGAAGUAAUUCCGUGUGCUAGAACACAUUGGAGGCAGGGUCGGACUAUCCUUUCUCAUUAGAGAAGUUACUUAACCCUCCAUGAUGCUGUACAGCCAUUCUUCUGUUACCUUUUCCAAACUCUUUGCUGUUUGUCGCAGAGACAUUUGAAUGGGCCUCGACACUCGCUUGAUUUGAAACCGUGGAAACCAGAUCUGUGUCGUGUCCCGUUUGUACGCGUUUGCUAGCGGUAGCUAAAUAACCAGUUUUUGCUCUAACGGCACCAGUUCCGAAGGCACUUUAUGUUCUCCCUGGGGGUCCUACCUGGUUUUGUUGAUGGGUUGUUGUUGUUUUUAAAUCAUAGACAUUAAAUGUGAUGAUGACUUCUCCUCCCUGCACACAUCUUUCUGGUGCAAUAUCUAUCAAUUGUGAAUCUGGCUGCUGGUGUAUAAAACCUGGAUGUAAAGCUGAGCCUGCACACCUGUCCUCACCAAUUGUUUUGUGAUCUCUACUCAACUACCAAGAUCAUUUUAAUGCACACUCCGCCUAACCGGGUUUUGUCACCUAGGACAUGUUGCAUGCUUCAAUACUGUGUACCGCCCGAGUUGUGUCUGUUCUGUGCUGGGUUAAAAGUGAGCGGGCACUCUCCGACUUGACCCCCGCGGUCGCGCCGCGAAGCUGGCGGUGCCCAGCGGGAGGGUUCCGCGCCGUCGGGAUCCUUUGGCUCUUGUGAGCGUUCGUUGCGGGAUUCCGUGGCGUUUUGAGAGAAAGCCUGAGGCAGCGUGGCAGUUCAGCCCUGCUGUCCCUUUAACCUGUGUUGUUCUAAACCCCGUCGCGAGUGGGGGGACUCUAGAGAUGUGAUCCCUUGCCGCUCGUAGAUAAAGACAGAAAAUUGUGGUUUCAGGGCCUCCCCGUUUGUUACGGAAGAAGGACCUUUUGGUGUAAGAAAUUCAUUGUUCCCCAGCUCCGGGUGGCUCGUGAGAAACCAGGAACGUUUGUGGUUAUAAAUGAACUGCCUAUAGAGGUGCAGAGGUCGGAGGUGUCUGAGAGAAGGAUUUCUGCAGAGCUGAGGGUUGGCUCCCCUUUCCUAUUGAUUUAAAAAUACCCAACAGUGAUCAGAGAGCUUAGAUGUCGAGUAAUCAGAAAAAAACAACAUUGCUUAUUAUUUUUAUCUACUUGUGGGAUUUUUCCCCCCUUCAGUCAAUAUAACCAGCGUCCCAUGGCAAAAAAAACCCCUUUGUGUAACCCCUCACUGUCCAGAGGGCUUUCUUGUUAGGCUCACGCCAAAGCCAGUGCUUGGAUGGAUUCUGAGAGUGAUCAUGUCAUUAUAGGGGAGAAAGCCUACGAUUCUAGUUGAAGAACUGGGAUUCUGUCAUUUUGCAAACUGUAUACUCAAAAAAUCAGAAUAUUUAGUAAAGGCAAAUUAGGCAAAGUGUUAAAAAUGUGAAAGAAAAGCCCAUCCUAAGCUACUUCCUGUACCAGGAGCAGAUAAGAAUUAUCGAACUGGACCCCUUUGAAUACUUGAAUGACGCAUUUGUGAAUGACGGUUCAGUUCACCUACCACUAAAUAUUGGAUUGCAGUAACGGCUGAAUAGUGCUGGGUUUGGGGUUUGUUUUUCUUUUGUUUUGCUUUUAAUCCACACAUGAGGUUCCCUCAAUCUCAGCAGUUCUUGAUGCUUCACUCUGUCUAAAACAGUCCUAGAUCUUGUUUUCUCCAAGUCCUGACAGCCACUGUCCCUUGCCUCCAGGACAGAGUCACAGGUGGUGGUUAAGAAAACGCACCGUUGGAACCCACAGGCCUGGCGGGGAGGGUGGGCCACCUCUUCCUGUUACCCCUAGCAGUGGCCCUUCUCCCAAGUCCAAGGUCUCGGACCCCCCCCCCCGCCCCGCCCCCCCCCCCCCCGUUCUCUUAAAAAUUCCCCGAGUCUGGCUUGUUUUAAGUUUCCUGAAGAAGGUACCAUUAUUAUGGGUCAUUUUGCCACAAGGUUAAGAAGCUGGUUCCAGGGCAACUGCAUGAUGGACAUGAGUUAUCACAACUACAGGAUUUCGAUCCCCGUCCCUUGUUGGCCUGAAGGCGAAUUUGGAAAGCCUGGAUUGGCUUCCCAUAGUGCGCUGCUUUUCCACUGCUGCCUCUGGAACAGGAGACAAUGAGGCAGUUGUCUGUUUCAAAGUUGUAUUCCGCUUUAACGCAUUUUCCGUUAUUGACUUUUCUAUAUUCUGUACCAGAUCACAAGAAUGUAAGAUGCUUCUUUAAUUUUUGUUUACAAGGCCCUAUGGUCGAACAUGAGCUAUUCCUGAUGGUCAGAUGACAGAUGCUCCAAAGCGUCUGACAUGGGUUAUUCCUCCCACAUAAGGAUGCAGUGACAGAUUCGGAGAAAUGAUUUUGCAAAAUAUUUGAACCACUUUCUACAUCUCACGUUGUUAAAUAGACAGCGUGUCCCAUUGCUGUUUGAUCUUGCCAGAUCCAGAUCGGCUCUCUUGAAAGCCACGUUCAUGUGCAGCAAAUUACUGAUUGCCCCAACAGUUGCUAAUUGUUUAACACCCGACUCGAGCAUUUUCGUAAGUCUUGUAUCUCACCUCCGAACUUUCAAAAUCUAUAGACAGCGUGGGUUCGUCAAUUCCCAAGCCCCUCCCCACUGCGCUAGGCACCCACUUUCUUUUCUGCUAGCUCCACGCCGGUGUCCUGACAGGGAGAGGUCACCGCUGUCCGGUGUCAUUUCCUGCCUCGUCAGUAGGGGGUGCUGCUGUGCAGAGUAACUGUCUGGCCUGCUCCCUUCCUGGCCCCCAGGAGAUCUGAGCACUACCUCUGUCUCAUUCAGGCUUUGGGGUACAUCCUGAUAAGUCAUGUCAAAACUGCCAAUUUCAGGUCUGAGAUGUGUUUUUAAAACUCCUGAUAAACUCCACUUUGUACUUUAGAUUUUAAAACUGGGAAGAAAAUGUGAUAUACUUUGGACCACUUUUUUUAAUUUAUCUAAGCCUUAAUGAAUAGUGUAUAUACACUUGCAUACACACAUCCCCACCCCGGCGUGCUUUCAGUGUGUCAGAAACAAUGCUGUAGCAUUAGGACGUGAGCUUGUAUACUGUUUUAUUUCAGGAGAGGAUCGCUUUCUGUUUGUAUGAAAUUUUCCAGUAAAACUUCUCCCUAGACAUCUGUCCUUUGUGAAAGGCGUUACGCGCAAAGCAGCGCAUGUUUAAGGUGCGUGUCUUGUUUGUCGGUUUCACGUUUCCGAUGGGAAUCUAACGACAUUGGCGACAGACCUCUGUGUACUGCAUCCCAACCUUGUGUCAGAGCAUUGAAAGCCUUUCUGAUGACCAUAACCCUGUGUCUGCAGACAUCUGUGUUCCUGUAUAAGCCAGCUUGCCCUCUUACUCAGACUGAUUUCACCUAGAUUGUCACGGUUUCCUUCAUGUUAACUUCGCGUGACUUUGUUUUUCCUUUACUACUACUUAUGUGAUAUGUAUAUACAUACAUACGUACAUAUGCUGUCCAAAUAUAUAUGUAUAUAUUUGUAUAGCAUUUUUACACCUUUCUUGAGCAAUCUGGUUUCGAAAGGGAGUGAGAGCUUAGUCCUUCUACAGUCUUCUCCAAGCCGUGUCCUGAGAUUUCUGACCCUCGGAGCCUGAGAGCACCCCAGGAAAAUGAUGCUAAUAUGCUGUCAUUCCCUAAUUCAGGAUUUAUUACCAAAUGAAACAUGAAAACAACAGUGACUUUUAAGGUGAAAAAAGUUUCAAGCAUUCCAAAUGAAUUCUCAAUGUUUCAUAACUUUUUAUUAUAAACCCCACCUCCUAAUACAAAGCCAAGUACUAUUUGAUACAGUGACUAAAAACCAAACUACUGGGAAAUUUUUUAAAGACAACUUACGGAUAACGCUCCUUUUCACAAUCAGAAUCGCUUUAAAAUAUGGUUGAAUUUGAUACAGGAAAAGUUUUAAGUACAAAUCCUUUUUGCUUUUCAUUUUUCUUAAGAGAUCUGAAGAGAAAUUGUAGAUUGUUUUCCUGACAGCAAAAGAGAAAUGUGACAAAAUGAAGUCGUUGUAAAGAAGUGAUACAACUUGUCAAAUAUUUAAUAAAGAAUUAUGGAAGCUGGAACGUUUUUCUACA
Molecule: messenger RNA, 7849 nt
Organism: Lynx canadensis (Canada lynx)
Lineage: Eukaryota; Metazoa; Chordata; Mammalia; Carnivora; Felidae
Gene: NEDD4L
Product: NEDD4 like E3 ubiquitin protein ligase
Biological process (GO): ubiquitin-dependent protein catabolic process; regulation of dendrite morphogenesis
Molecular function (GO): sodium channel inhibitor activity; protein binding; ubiquitin protein ligase activity
Source: RefSeq, a predicted model, not a curated record